CGUAUCAGAGAAACUAUACAGAGUGACGUGUUCGAAUAACAACCACAUCAGCCACAUCUCAGAAAAUUUCAGUGCAGGGUGCAGGCCGAUUACGUUUAGGUCAACAAUUGUCUGCGUAACGUCGCGCAAGUUAUACUUUAUUUGAUCUUGCAAAUUGAUUUGACCGUUGCUGAUUUUUCACGUGGAAAAAAUGUCUUUCGUUUCGCCGAUGCCUAGCCAGGAAUUUCUCUGGAGCGUAUUCCAAAGGGUGGAUAGAGACAGAUCUGGUUCAAUUACUGCAGACGAAUUGCAGCAGGCUCUCUCAAAUGGUACAUGGACACCAUUUAAUCCAGAAACUGUUCGUCUAAUGAUUGGUAUGUUUGACACUGACAAAAUCGAUCCUACUACAGGUAUGUUUGAUAAAAACCAAACCGGUACUGUAAGCUUCGAGGAAUUUGGAGCAUUGUGGAAAUAUGUUACCGAUUGGGAGAAUUGUUUUCGAUCAUUCGAUCGCGAUAACAGCGGUAACAUUGACCGCAACGAAUUGAAGACUGCUCUCACAAACUUUGGGUACCGACUAACAGAUCAAACAAUUGACAUGCUUAUACGAAAGUAUGAUCGUGCAGGUCGUGGUACGAUAUACUUUGAUGAUUUCAUACAAUGCUGCAUAGUAUUAUAUACUUUGACAUCCGCUUUCAGACGAUUAGAUACAGAUCUGGAUGGUGUUAUAACAAUCCACUACGAACAAUUUUUGGGCAUGGUAUUUAAUCUUAAGAUAUAAACAUCAUGUAUCAUUUCUUUUCAUGCCUGUUUUGAUAGUAUGUUAUUUAAAGCUUAAAGGUAUACUACUAUAAGAUGCCAAAUAUAUAAAGAUAAAAAUUUCACUCUGCUACAUGUGAAAAACAAUCAGAAUCUCUGAAAUUAAAAUUUAUUUGCACAUUUAUUUACACUCAUUGUUAAUCAAAUUCGAUCCUAUUAUUAAAAAGCCUUUAUUAUAAAUUAAAAUAUACAUAAAUUUAUAUAUUUAAUAUGUAAGACGUAAAUUUAUAUGACAUACAUAUAUAUCACCAAGUUUGUUAUAAUCGAUCACACAAAUUAUUUACGCGUGCGUGUGCUAUAGAUAUAUACUGUACCUUCAUGUGACAUUCCUAGUUUUUUUUUUUUAAUGAUGCACUUAUAUUUUUUCUCUUCU
This is a messenger RNA of Camponotus floridanus (Florida carpenter ant), 1171 nucleotides long. It is a transcript of the gene Alg-2, whose product is annotated as programmed cell death protein 6. The record is from RefSeq and is a predicted model, not a curated record. NCBI's taxonomy places the organism in Eukaryota, Metazoa, Arthropoda, Insecta, Hymenoptera, Formicidae. The transcript has 4 exons. Gene Ontology annotation, molecular function: calcium ion binding. Bases 191 to 760 code for a protein of 189 amino acids.